Aspergillus ochraceoroseus IBT 24754 is the source of this 1677-nucleotide messenger RNA. Its product is annotated as cleavage polyadenylation factor subunit CLP1. NCBI's taxonomy places the organism in Eukaryota, Fungi, Ascomycota, Eurotiomycetes, Eurotiales, Aspergillaceae. Gene Ontology annotation, biological process: tRNA splicing, via endonucleolytic cleavage and ligation. Bases 1 to 1677 code for a protein of 558 amino acids. Gene Ontology annotation, molecular function: polynucleotide 5'-hydroxyl-kinase activity. Gene Ontology annotation, cellular component: mRNA cleavage factor complex; nucleus. The transcript is spliced from 3 exons. The record is from RefSeq and is a predicted model, not a curated record.
AUGUCUCUCCCUGGUUUAGAGCUCACGCAGCCUUCCGAGGAGAGGGAGUUUGUCCCCGCACCACCAUCCCAGAUCAAUCUGUCACAGGGCUCGGAGUGGAGGUUCGAGGUUGCAUUUGGGACAACCGUUCGAGUAAAGCUCCUCUCUGGUGCAGCAGAGCUCUUCGGAACCGAACUCGCCCCCUCACAGACAUACACAUUCUCCGGGACAAAGGCAGCGAUAUACACAUGGCAUGGAUGUACACUGGAAGUGAGUGCUGGCGAAGCAGUCACCGGACUCGACGGGCUGGCUUCGACGACUCGUGGCGGACUAGGCGCCGGCGGGUGUCAGAGCGAGUACGUAGCUGAGGAAACGCCAAUGGUGGAAUAUGCGAACGUGCAUUUUGCGCUAGAGACCCUCCGACAGGAAGCCAAGGCCACAGGGAAGGACGGUCCGAGGGUCUUGAUCUUGGGACCUGAGGAUGCGGGCAAGACUAGCUUGACGAAGGUUCUUACGGCCUAUGCGACCAAGGUUGGGAGGCAGCCGAUCGUGGUGAAUUUGGAUCCGACGGAGGGCAUGCUGAGUGUGCCCGGGACGCUUACGGCCACGGCUUUCAGGGCGAUGUUGGAUGUGGAAGAGGGAUGGGGGAGUAGUCCUAUGUCUGGGCCUAGUGCGGUGCCGGUGAAGCUGCCGCUGGUGUACUUUUACCCAAGCGUCAAUCCGUUAGAGGCGGAAGGGUCGGUCUAUAGGCCGAUUGUGUCGAGGCUGGCUCUCUCAGUGAUGGGGAGGAUGGCGGAGGAUGAGGAUGCGAGGGAGACGGGUAUUAUUGUUGACACGCCAGGAAUCUUGAGCCAGAGCAAGGCGGGGAGUUUGGAGAUGAUUAACCAUAUUGUGACGGAGUUCUCAAUUACUACGAUUCUGGUUAUUGGAUCGGAGCGGUUGUACAGUUUGAUGAUGAAGAAUUAUGACAACAAGCCUUCAUCGAGUGCGUCUGCAGCGGCCUCGGAUGAGCGUAUCUCGGUCGUGAAGCUCUCCAAAUCCGGAGGCUGCGUCGACCGUGAUGCUGCGUUCAUGAAGGCGGUUUGUGAGUCUCAGAUCCGAACCUAUUUCUUUGGCAACCCAGUUCCUUCGACGGCAUCUUCAGCACUCUCGCUGUCGGCAUCGUCAACCACCAACGUCACACUAUCGCCUCACGCCCAGCAGCUCGACUUCAACACUCUGGCGCUCUACAAUUACACUACUAUCUCCGCUGAAGAGGACCAAAACCCUGACGAUGACGACUACGACCCGGCCCAGCUUGGAACCGGGGACUCCUUCCUGCCGGGGGGCAACGAAACAGACUGGACUGCGUCGCGGCAGCACGAAAGCACAUCGUCGUCUCUCCCUGGAAUCAUCUCCGCAACGCAUGAAAGCACAUCCUCGGCUGUGGUCAGCAACGCACUGAUUCCAUUGAAGAAGAUUACGGCUCCCGUGCCGACCGCGCUGGCUAACGGUCUCCUGGCCAUCACACACUGUGCUCCAACGGGCACUUCGGCGGAGAUCCGCGACGCUAGUAUCAUGGGGUUCCUGUAUGUGGCAGAUGUGGAUAGCGAACGAGGCAAGAUCCGUGUGCUCGCGCCGGUAGGAGGACGAGUACCUUCACGGGCGAUUGUUUGGGGCAAGAAAUGGCCUGCGGAAGUGGUGGGACUGGUUGGAUGA